Messenger RNA from Jaculus jaculus (lesser Egyptian jerboa), 474 nucleotides. Its product is annotated as M-phase-specific PLK1-interacting protein-like. Lineage: Eukaryota; Metazoa; Chordata; Mammalia; Rodentia; Dipodidae. Gene Ontology annotation, cellular component: midbody; centrosome; nucleus. The record is from RefSeq and is a predicted model, not a curated record. Bases 1 to 474 code for a protein of 157 amino acids. The transcript has a single exon.
AUGGGUGUAGGAGGUUGGGAUGGCAGAAGUGGCGUCCCGGGCACCCUGGAUGGCAACACACCUGGGCUUCCCUCACCGCGGGGAGGGUGCCGGAGGGCGCGUCCUGUUCUGCCUUACCCGUCCCCGCCUGCGUCCUGCUGGAGCAGCCGUUCUCGGGGUCGGGCAGGGGACCAGUUGGGGCCUCCGCCCCCAGGCGGCCACCCCCGGCCCUUCUCCCAGUCCCCCGCGGGGUGGCCGCCGCUGCUCCACUGCUCCCCGUGGCGCUGGCAGCAGCAGCAGCGGACCCACCCGCCGCACCCCACAGGCAAGCGUGGGGGAGAAAGAAGAAUGGCUGAUAAAUUGCAAGAUUAUUUCAAGCCUUCGAUGCUCCAAGACCCUUGGGCGGGUCUCGAACCAGUAUCUGCGGAGGAUGUGAGCCAGCCACACGGCCGAUCGGAAACCUUCACGGACCGAAGGGGAAGGCGCUCUUGUUAA